Ectocarpus sp. CCAP 1310/34 is the source of this 2641-nucleotide messenger RNA. The record is from the annotation of a GenBank genome assembly. Lineage: Eukaryota; Phaeophyceae; Ectocarpales; Ectocarpaceae.
AUGUAUGGUACGCAACGUGUCGCACCCAACCGACGAGUGCGGGGGAACAGCGGAAGCAGCCGGAUCCGUAUCGACCUCGAGCGGUUGAGGAAGGACAAACACCUACGGGGCGCCUUCCAAAACAGGGCCCCCAGCCGCCCUCCGCUCACGGCGCUCAGGCGGCCAACGGGAGAGACCGCCGCCGAGCUGACGGCCACGGUGAUGUCGGCCGCUGCUGAGACCGCGCCGCUGGCGAGGUGCGCACGAGGGCAGAGAGGCUGGUACACGAGCGAAGCGCAGCACGAGAUCUCCGAAGCGUCGAAGGAGAUUAAGGCGGCCCAGCAGCAACUGCGUGGGGCCUCAAAGAACAGCGCGUUCGAGGCGACCCUGAAGGCGAUGCUCAAGGCGGCGCGGAAGAAGUGCAGCACCGCGAGGUGGAGAGCACUGGAAACGUUCUUCGAGGGCUAUGUACGGCAGCUCGAGAAGAAGAGCCGCGAGGGGGAUCAGGCGGGUUUCUACAGGCACCUGAAGAUGAUCGACGUCGAAGGUAACAGGUCGUUCACCUCUCAGGACAUCCAGGACGAGGACGGCAAGGUCCUUCGGGACCCCACGUUUAUUCGCCAACGGUGGGCACGGUGGUUCCACAAGCUUCUCAACACCAAGUCGCCGACCAUCGACCUGCAUACGGCUGACAAGGUCAAGCGGUGGCCCACGUGCGUGCCACUCGACGACAUCCCAUCUCUACUUGAGGUUGAGGAAGCGGUACGGGAAAUGGCCAACAGAAAGGCCGUCGGGCCGGACGACCUACCGGCUGAGCUGAUUAAGCUUUUCCUGGACGGAGAUCAAGGUCUCCUCCGCGAAUUCCACGCCAUUGUCGUGGACGUGUGGCAGACUGGGGACGUACCACAGCAGUGGAACGAUGCCACCAUCAAAGUGCUUUUCAAGAAGGGGGACACGAUGGAGUGCGGUAACUACCGGGGCAUCUCUCUCGUCGCACACGCCGGCAAGGUGCUGCUUAAGGUCGUCGCUACACGACUGAGCCACUACUGCGAGCGAGAGGGCAUCCUCCCGGAGGAACAGAGCGGUUUCCGCCCACACCGGUCGACGCUCGACAUGCUGUUCGCCAUCCAGCGGCUCCAUGAGCUCGCGAGGAAGAAGAGUACUGCGGUGUUCGCGUGCUUCGUCGACCUCACCAAGGCAUACGAUUCGGUAGACCGAGACCUAUUGUGGGACGUGCUCCGACGCUUCGGCGUGCCCCCGAAGAUGCUGGCGGUCAUUCGCCACUUCCACGAGGGCAUGAGGGCGCGGGUUCGAACGGACGACGGGCAGUACUCGGAAUGGUUUGACGUCGGCCAAGGUCUCCGACAGGGGUGCAACCUGGCCCCGCUGCUGUUCAACUUGUUCUCUGCCGCGAUGCGCAUGGUCGCAGUGACCGAGUUCGACAAGGACCCCAAGGUGACGGCGGAUAUGAUCAAGAUCGCAACACGAGUGGAGUGCACGGGCAAGAGGGGCAGGUCGGCGGGGAAGAAGGCGAUGAUGGUGACGGUCGCAGAGGCCCUGUGGGACAUGCUCUACGCUGACGACGCGGCCAUCGUCUCGCUCACGCCGGAGAGCCUCGAAAAGAUGAUGUCCGUCAUCGUGCGCGUGGCCGGCCUGUUCGGACUAAUGGUAUCGGAGCCAAAGACGGAGACCAUGUGCAUGCUGCCGAAAGGGAUCGAGGAACGCCCGUUCACGGUCAGCGCCGCCGGCCAGACGUACAAGCAGACAGAUCGGUUGGUGUACCUCGGACGUACCAUCUCCGCGGACGGGAAGGCCGACCGGGAGAUCACGAGCCGCAGCUGCCGAGCGCGACGGCCCAACCGCCAGCUCAAGAUCCGGCUACUCCAGGCUGAAGUGGUGGAGACUCUCCUGUAUGGGUACGCCUCGUGGAGCCAAACAGCGGAGCACUACACGAAGCUCAAUGGGAUCCACCGUNGGGGGGAAUGGGAAAAGAGCGCCAAGGAUCCGGAGGUGUGGUACAACAAGGUCGAGGACGGGACGGCAUGGUUCAUGAGGAAAUGGCACAGGCAGGAGGCGGAAGCGUCCGCGAAGCGCCAGCGCGCGAGGGAAGCAGAAGCAGAGAGUACGGCCUCAGGACCUAAGAGAAAGAGAGCCGGGAAAGCGGCGGUGGGGGGGAAAAAACGGCGACCGGGCACUGCUGUAGAAGCGAGUAGGGCGGCCGAGGCAGCACUUGUGGCGAACUAUGUCCCCGGCUGAUGCUAUUGCGCCCUGCUUCCCUCCCUGCUGUAUGCUAUUCCCCUUUAUGAAUGUCCUUUGUAUUGCCUUCGGUCUCUGUGCUGUGUUCCUGUGUUUCUUUUUUUCAUGACCUCCCCGCCUACUCUGCUGUGUUGGGUACCGUGAACUCGCUUUGCUGUUGCCUUUGUUCUUGUACGUCUGGCUGUCUGCCCAUCUGCCGCCUCUUUGUCCUGUUUUCUCCGUUACUCCCAUGCCCUGGUGCGUAGUGCCUGGUGCUGGUACGUUACCCUUUGAUUUUUUCUUUGGGCUGGUGUGGGAAGCGUCCUCCUUUAUUUUUGUUUUUGUUUAUUGUGAUCGGUUUCCGAGGGCUCUUUUCUCGAACGGUCGGUGCGAUACCUGUUCUUUUCUUUCUAUCAUUUUGUUUCUU